AUGGUGGUUACGGAGAAAGACUGUGGUUACCAUCGGUUUGGAGAAAGAUGUGGUUACCAUGGUUUGAGAAGACGUAUUAACCAUGGUUUGGAGAAAGGCUGUGGUUACCAUGGUUUGGAGAAAGACUGUGGUUACUAUGGUUUGGGGAAAGACUGUGGUUACCAUGGUUUGGAGAAAGGCUGUGGUUACCAUGGUUUGGAGAAAGACUGUGGUUACCAUGGUUUGGAGAAAGGCUGUGGUUACCAUGGUUUGGAGAAAGACUGUGAUUACCAUGGUUUGGAGAAAGGCUGUGGUUACCAUGGUUUGGAGAAAGACUGUGGUUACCAUGGUUUGGAGAAAGACUGUGGUUACCAUGGUUUGGGGAAAUGUUGUGGUUACCAUACUUUGGGGAAAGGCUGUGGUUACCAUGGUUUGGGGAAAGGCUGUGGUUACCAUGGUUUGGGGAAAGGCUGUGGUUACCAUGGUUUGGGGAAAGGCUGUGGUUACUAUACUUUGGGGAAUUGUUGUGGUUACCAUGAUUUGGGGAAAGGCUGUGGUUACCAUGGUUAG
This is a messenger RNA of Pecten maximus, 549 nucleotides long. RefSeq names its product keratin-associated protein 6-2-like. The record is from RefSeq and is a predicted model, not a curated record. The coding region runs from base 1 to 549 and encodes 182 amino acids. Lineage: Eukaryota; Metazoa; Mollusca; Bivalvia; Pectinida; Pectinidae. The transcript has a single exon.